Molecule: messenger RNA, 582 nt
Organism: Rotaria socialis
Lineage: Eukaryota; Metazoa; Rotifera; Eurotatoria; Philodinida; Philodinidae
Source: the annotation of a GenBank genome assembly
AUGAAUCUUAUUGACAAUGAUAUUCCAAUUAUUGUCAAGGAAUUAUUUAUCAACGGACAUUGUACUGAACUUCAUAUGUCAUCGAAUCGGUUAACAUCCGAAGGGGCUCGAAUUUUAGCUGAAGCUCUUGAAACGAAUACGUUUUUAGAACUACUCGAUCUUGGUAGUAAUCGACUUAAAGAUGAAGGCGUUCAACAUCUUGCGGCAGCAUUUCGACUCGAUCAUCACCUGAAAUACCUUAGAUUAGGAACAAAUGCCAUUACUGAUGCUGGAGCAGAGCUUAUUGCUCGAAUCUUAUUACAGAAUAGGCGACUUUGCCUUCUCGAUCUUUCUUCUAAUGAAUUAACAUCAAGAGGUGUGAUAACGCUUGCACAAGCGGUACCCCAUUCAGGUCUUGAAUAUUUCUAUCUUGAAGGAAAUCGACAAGUUAAUGAUGAAUGUAUCGAUGCCAUUGUUACUAUGAUUCGCCAAUCAAAUCAUUUAAAGGCUGUUUCAUUAUCGAAUAUAGAUUUUUCACAGAAAUCUAAAUUGAAAUUACGACAAGCAACCAAGUCAAAACCUUCGUAUUUUCUUUACAUUUGA